UAGUGUUUUUUGAAAGAAAACUGCAGAGAUAGGAGGGAAGAGGGAAGGAGAUGGCAAGGGUAGAGAGAGGGAGUGGCAGAAGAGGAAUUCUAGUUGAUAUUUAGGCCAGGGAUAUUUACUCCUAGGACACAGAUACUAGCAGACCAGCUUCCUUUGCAGAGCCAUUGACCCCCAGGGAUCUCAGCUGAAUUCUUCCUGAUCUCCCCAGGAAAGAGAAGCAGUAUGAGCAUUGUGGGCAAAGUUAUUAAAUGCAAGGCUGCCAUUGUCUGGAAAGCAGGGAAACCCUUUUCUCUUGAGGAAGUUGAAGUUUCCCCUCCCAAAGAACAUGAAAUCCGAGUUAAGAUUGUUGCCACCAGCGUGUGCCGCACUGACGAUCAUGCCAUGCGUCCAAGUUUUAAAGAGGGCCUUUUCCCUGUCAUACUAGGACAUGAGGGAGCUGGGAUUGUGGAGAGCAUUGGUCCAGGUGUGACUAAAUUUCAACCAGGUGACAAGGUUAUUCCGCUGUACCUUCCUCAGUGUGGACAAUGCAAGUUCUGCUUGAGUCCCAAAACUAACCUCUGUGAACAGAUCAGCAAAGCAAAGACACCGAUUUCUGACCAAGACCUGAUGCUCGAUGGCACAAGCAGGUUCACUUGCAAAGGGCAGCAGAUAUACCACUUCAUGGGAACCAGCACCUUCUCAGAAUACACAGUUGUGGUAGAAAGCUCCCUUGCCAAAAUUGAUCCUGCUGCUCCUCUAGAGAAAGUCUGUUUGAUUGGAUGUGGUUUUUCCACUGGUUAUGGGGCUGCCAUUAAUACUGCCAAGGUUGAGCCUGGAUCUACAUGUGCCGUCUUUGGUUUGGGAGGGGUCGGCCUUUCUGCUAUCAUAGGUUGCAAAGCAGCUGGAGCAUCUCGUAUCUUUGGGAUUGACAUUAACAAAAACAAAUUUGCACUAGCGCAAGAGCUGGGAGCCACCACAUGCCUCAGCCCUCAGGAUUUUAAGAAACCCAUCCAAGAGGUUAUAGCCGAAAUGACCAACGGAGGAGUAGAUUUUGCCAUUGAGUGCAGUGGAAACAUUAAAGUUAUGAAAGCAGCUGUCAGCUGCACCACUGUAGGCUGGGGCACCUGUGCAAUUGUUGGAGUGGCUAUAGGUGAAGAAGGAUUCAUUGUUUCUCCAAUGGAGCUGAUAAUGGGUCGGAAAAUCAAUGCCACCUUUUUUGGAGGCUGGAAGAGCAUAGAUUCUGUACCAAAGCUGGUGUUAGAUUAUAUGGCAGGGAAAUUCAACCUUGAUGCACUAGUGUCCUACACUUUGCCUUUUGAUAAAAUCAAUGAAGCAUUUGAUCUUAUGCGUCAAGGGAAAAGCAACCGAACUGUCUUGGUGUAUUAAGAAUCUAGUUCAAACUGUGGAGGACAAGAAGCCCAGCAAAGUGAGAUCCAAAUCUUCCUCAGACUUCUGACUCAUUUAACUCCUUGUACAUUAUUUGCACAAGCAUUUCUUUAUGGUACCUCUAACUCAUUAAGCAAUAGCUAUAAACUUUUAAGGCAACUUUAGCUCCUGUGCAGUCACAUCACUGUUAAUCCUGGCACCAGUCCAUGGGUUAGUCUCUAGAUAUAAAUGUUGUGUCGAUGCAUCACAUUUCUAUAUGUGGAUCAGCAGAUGUAGAGUCACUUUUGUGCAAAAGCCCUUUUCUGCUAAAGCAAUUAUGUGUAAAAUUAUUUAUAGAUGAUAUUUAAUAUGAUGUCACAAUAAAGCAUAUGCGAUAAGUUUCCUGG
Messenger RNA from Rhineura floridana, 1751 nucleotides. RefSeq names its product all-trans-retinol dehydrogenase [NAD(+)] ADH4-like. The coding region runs from base 223 to 1365 and encodes 380 amino acids. The transcript has 9 exons. Gene Ontology annotation, cellular component: cytosol. Gene Ontology annotation, biological process: formaldehyde catabolic process. The record is from RefSeq and is a predicted model, not a curated record. Gene Ontology annotation, molecular function: zinc ion binding; S-(hydroxymethyl)glutathione dehydrogenase [NAD(P)+] activity. NCBI's taxonomy places the organism in Eukaryota, Metazoa, Chordata, Lepidosauria, Squamata, Rhineuridae.